Messenger RNA from Myotis daubentonii (Daubenton's bat), 774 nucleotides. It is a transcript of the gene CFAP126, whose product is annotated as cilia and flagella associated protein 126. NCBI's taxonomy places the organism in Eukaryota, Metazoa, Chordata, Mammalia, Chiroptera, Vespertilionidae. Bases 1 to 774 code for a protein of 257 amino acids. The transcript is spliced from 4 exons. Gene Ontology annotation, cellular component: ciliary basal body. The record is from RefSeq and is a predicted model, not a curated record. Gene Ontology annotation, biological process: cilium organization.
AUGGCCACUAACUACAGUGCCAACCAGGCAGUGCAGGCCUUUGAUCCUCGAAUCCAGCGAACUCUGUGGCUGUCAUCUCCGGGCGGGGCUUGGAGCUCAGAGGGCUUCCCCCUUUCUCUCCACAGUACGAAAAAGCAUUCUCACCCAAGUAUCUGCAGAACUGGUGUCUCGCCAAGCCAACGAAAGAGGUAUCCACGUGUUUCUACAUCGCUCACUGCCACCAGCCUUCUCCCCACAUCCUCCACUCCCUCAGCCCUCACUCAAGCCCUGAUACUCCCUCCACUCUCCCAGCGCUUCUCUUCCACUUUCCCCCAGAGCAUUCCUUCCCACGAAGGCUACACUCAGAUUAUCGCCAACGACCGUGGCCAUCUGCUGCCUUCAGUGCCCCGUUCCAAGGCAAGUCCUUGGGGUGCCUUCAUGGGCACCUGGGAGAUGCCUCUGAAGAUACCCCCUGCUCGGGUGACCCUGACGUCCCGUACAGCUGCUGGCGCUGCCUCCCUCACCAAAUGGAUCCAGAAAAAUCCUGACUUACUCAAGGCCUCCAAUGGGCUUCGUCCAGAAAUCUUGGGCAAGCCCCAGGACCCAGCCAGUCCGAAGAAAGCCCCGAACUCUGUCCAGCAAGCACCAAGUCCAGCCAUCAUCCCAAGGUCCCCAGCCACAGACCUCAGUUCCCCAGAUCAACCCCCAAGUGCACACCCCUCGGCGGGUCACACUCCAGGUCCCCUCAGCCCAGCCAGCACCCCCAAGUGCCCACCCGGGAGCCCAUGCACGUAG